AUGAAGUUCAACACCGCCAUCAGCGCUGCAACCUUUAUCUCCUUCGUCGCCACCCGAGUAAUCCAACCGCUCUCAACAUCCCCCAAUCUCGAAACCAACGACUUCCAACUGACCACCGCCUUCUGGGACGAUGACUACGCCUCGCCCAGCGAAUGGGCCACCUACACAACCAAAGGCGGCGCCCUCAUGUGCGGCCUAACUGGCUCCGACGAAACCGCCGGCUCCCUCCUCCAAGACACGCGUAACCCCCGCUCAGCCGCCAGCCCCUUCACCAGCGACCUCAAAUCCGAGCUCUCAGCCUGGCACUGGCGCAGCGUCAACCCUUCCUCCUUCAGCUGCAGCUUCUCCACCCAUUGGGGCUUCCCGCACGCCAUGCGCUCGCUAGGUCUCAGUGGUACAUCAGCCACCCAGGGCGGCGACAACCACUGUUAUAGGAUUGAACAUUGGGAACCGGACAUGCAGGAUGAGCACGGGAACCAGGUGCCUGCGAUAAAUCAGUGGUAUAGUGUUCCUGGGGUGGGAAGGCAGUAUCGUGCAACAAAAGCCCACUACGAAUUCGCCAUUAAUCCCCGCGGCGGCGCACUAUUCGGCCUCUUCCUCGAAAGCCCACAAUCCGCCGCCCGCACCCUCUGGUACGCAGGCAAGCGCUCCCCGAACCUCGAGGACCUGCCCGCUCUACGCGCCUUUUCGGAUAUUCUAUGGGGAUACUGGGUGCGCGACAAUGCUCACGUGGGGAAUGUGCGGUUUUUGUUCAUGAUAGGGAUUUCGAAUGAUGUUACGAAUAGGCUUAUUGCGAGUGCGUUACGGGAUGUACAACAGACGUUGGGGGAGUGGCCCGGGACGGAGUUUGGGAUGGGGACGGAGCAAGGGAAGGCGUUGCUAGGAUCACCGAAUGGAGCGGCCUUUGCGUAUUUUCUCAUGCAGCAUAAGGCGCAGUUGGGGCAGAAGAUUAUCACCAAGGUUACGGUUUUCCGGCCGGAGAACGAUGACGAUGUGGAUUUUGUGGAUGCGUCCUUAUGCUUUCAUGUUGCGGACGGGGGACAGGUAGCUGGAGAGGAGAUGGGGGGGCGCAUUGUGAGUAGGAAUGUAGCGGACGAUGGGACAGCUAGGAGUUUGACUAGGGUGCAUGAAGUUCAUGCCUAG
Messenger RNA from Bipolaris maydis ATCC 48331, 1143 nucleotides. The record is from RefSeq and is a predicted model, not a curated record. Lineage: Eukaryota; Fungi; Ascomycota; Dothideomycetes; Pleosporales; Pleosporaceae.